This is a messenger RNA of Monodelphis domestica (gray short-tailed opossum), 6476 nucleotides long. RefSeq names its product eukaryotic elongation factor 2 kinase (gene EEF2K). Gene Ontology annotation, biological process: myosin II filament disassembly; protein phosphorylation; response to differentiation-inducing factor 1. Lineage: Eukaryota; Metazoa; Chordata; Mammalia; Didelphimorphia; Didelphidae. The record is from RefSeq and is a predicted model, not a curated record. Gene Ontology annotation, molecular function: elongation factor-2 kinase activity; calmodulin binding; calcium ion binding.
CCCUCCCCGAGUAUCUGCCAAUCCCGAGGCGAAGGUUCUUGACGCUAGGCAGAAAAGCACCGGAGCCUCGGUCCCUACCGAGGGUCUGUGCGCAUGUGACAGCUCGCAGCCCCGCCAAGCUUCUCCUCGGUACCGCCCCCGCUUUAGCUCCCGGACUAGGCUCGCGGCCAGGCGGCGUCGGUUGCACACCUCUCUAUCUCCUGGGGCUCUGCACCAGCUGGCUCGGGCUCUGGAUUCCACCUCGGUCGCUGCACUCUCUCUCUCAGCUCCUCUGCUUGUUCCCCUCUACCGAGCCCCGGGGCUCGCUCUUUCCCGGGAACGUUCCAUCCCGGCCGUCGCGCGCCACUCGCCCGCCUUUCCCGAGCCGCAACAAGCGCCCGGCUUGCCGCCCCCCACCCCCAGCCCCGAGACGUUUGCGGGGCCUGCCUGUCGUGCACCCUGGAGCUCCUAGGCGAGAGAAGCUACAAACUCCUCUGCUUCCUGGCAGUCGUCUGGGGCUGCGGCGGUUGCUUGCCUGCGGAAGGCACCUCCUCAUUGAGCUUGCUCUGUCAUUCUGGCUGCUUCAGUCACCACGUGGGUAAAACGGGCACCCCACAAACAUGGCAGACGAAGACCUUAUUUUCCGCCUGGAAGGCAUUGAUAAUAGCAGGUCUCCUCAUUCCCAUCAUGCUGGCUUUUCUGAUGAUGACAGUGACGAAGAAGAUGGCUACUACAUCUGCCCCAUUACAGAUGACCCUGGCUGUAACAAGAUUGCUAAUUCAAAAGUCUCUAACUACUACAGCAACUUAACCAAGAAUGAACAAUAUGGAUCCAAUUGUUCUCCUGGGAGUUCCUUCCAUUUUAAGGAAACUUGGAAACAUGCCAUUGAGAAAGCAAAACACAUGCCUGAUCCCUGGGCUGAAUUUCAUCUUGAGGAUAUUGAAACAGAGUGCGCUACUCGUCACAGGUACAAUGCAGUCACUGGCGAAUGGGUUGAAGAUGAAGUUUUAAUCAAAAUGGCUUCACAGCCCUUUGGACGUGGAGCAAUGCGAGAGUGUUUCAGGACGAAAAAGCUGUCUAAUUUCCUGCACACUCAGCACUGGAAAGGAGCUUCCAACUAUGUGGCAAAGAGGUACAUUGAGCCUGUGAACAGAGACGUGUACUUUGAGGAUGUCCGCCUGCAGAUGGAGGCCAAACUCUGGGGCGAGGAAUAUAACCGGCACAAACCCCCAAAGCAGGUGGAUAUUAUGCAGAUGUGUAUCAUUGAGUUGAAGGACCGGGCAGACAAGCCCCUUUUUCACCUGGAACAUUAUAUUGAAGGCAAAUACAUCAAAUACAAUUCCAAUUCAGGAUUUGUCCGGGAUGAUAAUAUCCGCUUAACUCCACAGGCCUUCAGCCACUUCACCUUUGAACGCUCUGGCCAUCAGCUGAUUGUGGUAGACAUUCAGGGAGUCGGGGAUCUCUACACUGACCCUCAGAUCCAUACAGAGACGGGUUCAGACUUCGGAGAUGGCAACCUAGGUGUUCGAGGCAUGGCUUUGUUCUUCCAUUCUCAUGCUUGCAACCGGAUAUGCAAGAGCAUGGGCCUCACCCCUUUUGACCUCUCGCCAAAGGAGAAGGAUGCUGUUAAUCAGACCAUAAAGUUGCAAUCAGCCCAGACCCUUGUUCGGGGCACAGAGGAAAAGUGCGGCAGCCCAAGAGUGAGGACCUUCUCAGGGAGUCGUCCACCACUGCUUUCUCGCCUUUCAGAGAAUUCUGGAGAUGAAAAUAUGAGUGAUGUGACAUUUGACUCCCUCCCUUCCUCUCCUUCAUUCACACCACAUAGCCAGAGAAUCGACCAUCUCCACUGGCCACAAUUCAGUGACGUUGAUAAUCUGGGACACAAAGACCAUGACCAACUGGAUAACCACCGAGAUUCUGAGAAUGGUGGGGACAGUGGAUAUCCCAGUGAAAGGAGGAAUGAACUGGAAGACAUAGAUUCCCGAGAUAAGGGCCAUUCAAAUGGCAACCGGAAGCAGUCUGAAUCUGAUGAAGACAGUUUGGGCAGUUAUGGAAGGGUCAGUGUGGAGAAAUGGAAUCUCUAUAACUCUGCCAGGCUUCACCUCCAGAGGCCAUCCUGUGUCGCUGUGGAAAUGCAGAGACUUAAUGCUCUGGACCUUGAAAAGAAAAUCGGGAAGUCCAUUUUGGGGAAGGUUCACCUGGCCAUGGUACGUUACCAUGAAGGGGGGCGUUUCUGUGAAAAAGACCAGCCCUGGGAUCAAGAAUCAGCUGUAUUCCACCUUGAACAUGCAGCAGACCUAGGGGAGCUUGAAGCCAUUGUGGGGCUCGGGCUCAUGUACUCCCAGCUCCCCCAUCACAUCCUGGCUGAUGUCUCCUUAAAGGAGUCGGAGGAGAACAGAACCAAAGGUUUUGAUUACUUACUGAAGGCUGCAGAAGCAGGUGACAGACAUUCUAUGAUCCUUGUGGCAAGAGCCUAUGACACAGGCCUGAACCUCAGCUCUGACAGAACACAGAACUGGAAGGAGGCCCUACGCUGGUAUGACACUGCAUUAAACACUACAGAUUAUGAUGAAGGAGGUGAAUAUGAUGGGAUGCAGGAUGAACCGCGGCACACACUCCUGGCAAGAGAGGCUGAAAUGCUGUUUACAGGUGGCUUCCAGCUAGAGAAGGAUCCACAAAGAUCAGGUGACCUGUACACUUCAGCUGCAGAAGCUGCCAUGGAAGCCAUGAAGGGCCGGCUAGCCAAUAAGUACUAUGAAAAGGCUGAAGAAGCAUGGGCAAUGAUGGAGGAAUAGCCCACUGAAGCUGUUACCACCAUACUUGUACAUAUUAGCUGGGGGAGGGGGGAUUUUUUUAAAAAUAUGAAAUGAGAGGAGAAAAACAUUCUUUGUUUGUCCCUAAAAAUACAUUUUUAAUGUAUUGUGAAACUGACUUUUGUAUUUCACAUUUUGACUUUUGGAUUUCCCUUUGCUACAAGCAAAGAACAUAAUAUAUGCCUGUGAAGGCAAUAUAUUUGUUGGGGUGAGGGAGGGAAGGGAUAAAAAGAAGUAGGAUCAUGAACUUAGGCCUACUUUUUGAGGUUAUAUUAUCAAUGAACAUAACCUUUUUUUAAAUAUAUUUUUUCACUGUUAGGAUUGAGUGAGCUGCUUCCUUUUCAAGGGAAAAACCCAUGUUGAGCUGCAUUUGCUCCUUUCUGUUUUCUGUGAACAAUGUUACUAUUUUGGUCACCAAAACCACCUUGGCCAAAUGGAGGAAACCUUAGUUCUCAUGAUCUCAAGACCCUUUCAUUUCCAGUGUGUAAGAGACAUCUUCACGUUUGCCUUUUAUGGAAGGCAAACUGAUUGAGAAAACUUUACGUUUGGAAAUGUUUUAAAAUAAAAUUAGAAAGUCUCCUAACAUGGAAUUAUUCUUCCAUAUUUCCAUGGAAUACUAUGGUCCCAUUGCCCCCAAAGACCCUUCUUUCCUGGGGGGUGGGAAGUAACUUCAGGUGUGCCUUUUGUGGCUAGCAAACUGAUUGAUGAAACUAUAUGUUUGGAAAUGUUUUGGGAUAAAGUUAGAAAGUCUCCUAACAUGGAAUUAUUCCUCCAGAUUUCCAUGGGUGCCCAAGUGAAGAGGGAAUGUAGCACACUUAAGCUCUUUCCACCAAGGGGAGCUUUCUGCUGAUUUCUCUCUAGUCAUUCAGCUCAGAUGCCUUUAUUUUUAGUGGUUUGAUUAUUACACAGCAAAAAAAAAUAUGUAUAUACUAUUUUGAAUUAUAUUUCCUUCAGCAAGCUUUUAAAUAAGAGGUUUGAUAAAGUUGUAUGCAACAUAUUUCUACCUCCAAGUCUUAAAUUAUCUAGUGUGGAAACGGAUAAUUUUAGAAGCAAAUGUUUGAGAAAGCGAUACUGUUGCAUGUUUGAGCUUAUUUUUUUUUCAUCCUAAUGGGAAUUUAUUUAGCAUCUUAAUGUAAAACCAAACACACCAUACCACUGGAGACUUUUGUUUUCAACGUAUACCAGAUUUUCUUUCUUACUCCUUUUUGUCUGAAUCUCCAGUCAUGUAAUUUACAGCUCCCUCAUUCCAUUGAUGGUCCAUUGAGUACUAUAUUGCAAGUAAGGGAAAAACUCGUUCAUUCAUACUCUGCUAAUUCAGUUUGUUCACACAUGGCCAGACUGAAAUUUAUCUUUGCUUAUCCAGACUUCUAUUCAGAGACUGCAAAUUAAUAGUACAGAUAAAAUUUGGGGGCAAAUGUUUUAAAAACAUGAAUAAGAACAAAUAUCAGCCUGAAGCACUUUAGAAUAAGCAUCCAUCUCCAUGGAAACAAGUGAUAAACUCAUUACAAAGCAUUUUUAUCUGUUCAUUGACUAAUGUCCUCUAAGGAAUACUACUGGGAAGCACUUUUGUUGGUCUGGUUUGAGUUACUGUAUGUCUUUGAAAAGAAUAAAACUUCAUAUUUCUUUUUAAAAUAUCUGUAAUUCAAAAUUUUUGCUAACGAAACCUACCAUCACCAGAUUACUAAAGUUUUAUUUAUAGGUAACAAAUGUGUUAUCUGGCCUCUAGUCUGAUGUGACUGUUCUUUCCUUUCCCCUCUCUUCCUAAAACUGGAUUGAUUAUAAAUGACUACUUCCUAAGUGAAUUUAGAGGCAAUCUAAUGUAGUAGAAAAGGAGUUAGGAUCCAUGUUAAGUUUAAAAUUUCUUACCAAUUAGUAGUUGAAUAACCAUGGACAAAUCACUUAACUUAGGAGACAGUUAGGUGUUGUAGUGGAUUAGCAUGCUACCCAGAAAUACCCAAGUUUGAGUGUGGCCUCAAAUUCUUAGCUGUGUGACCUUGUAUAAGUCAUUUACUUCUGUUUGCCUCAGUUUCCUCAUUUGUAAAAUGGAGAUCACAAUAGCACCUACCACCCAGGGUUAUUGUGAGGAUCAAGUGAGAUAAUAAUGUUAGAGGGCUUAGCACAAUGCCUGCCACAUAGUAAGUACUUUAUAAAUGUUAGCUAUUGGUAUUACUUUCUCUAAACCUCCAUUUCCAAAUUUGUAAAUUGAGAUUAAUAACACCUGUAGUAUAAGUAAAACAGGGUUGUUAUUAGUAUUGAAUGAGAUUAAAACUGCAUAUGAGUCUGGUAUCAUUUAGGGUAAGGACCAAAACAUUUUAUCUUCCAUAACAUAAUCUGGUGCUGUGUACAAAGUAGGUGCCCAGUAACUUCCAGGUGAGUAACUGAAGAACUCUUUCCUCUUCUCUUCAGAUCAGGUCUUUAGUUGGACUUCUACUCUUGCUCUCUCUAUCUCAUUGGUACCUUAGUUGUAAUCCAGAGAUAAAAAUGAAGCAGCCUCCCAUUCCCUUGAUAUCUUAGAGACUAUGAGAGUUUAAGUAGAAGUUUCAUACAAAGCUCUUUUUCUUUGCAUGUUUUUUUAACCCUUACCUUCUGACUUAGAAUCAAUAUUAAAUAUCAACUCUAAGACAGAGGAGCAGUAAAGCUUGGGAUUAAGUGAUUUACCCAUAGUCACACAGCUAAGAAGUGUCUGAGACCCCAUUUGAAACCAGAACUCUGUUUACUAGCCUCCUCUAUCCACUGAGCCGUUUGGCUGCCCCUGUAUGUUUUUUUCAAAGUUUUUUCUCAUAUUCAAUAGCAGCCUUUCUAAAGAGGUAGAAAAAUUUACUCUGCUUUAAAAAUCCCAGGCUUCUGAAUUCAUAUGACCUACAUUUCCACCAGAUAGUUGCUUGCAGCCUGGCUGUUAAUUAGGGGGAGGGGGGGACUAGAAAAGAUCAUCCCUCACAAAGAACUGGACCUAGACCUUCCUAUUGAGAUAGUAAUGCAGUAACAAAACAAAAAGGGCAUUGGAUUUGGAGAGGGAUUUUAUAGGUUACCUUAUCUCAACAUUCUUAUUUUACAAAUGAGGAAACUGAGGCCAACAGAGCUUCCAAUACUAGUUCAUGAAAGAAGGGGUAUGUAAUUUGUUUCUCCUAGGGUCAGUUGUUUAGAAAAAGACAGAUUAGAGUCCAUGAAGUAAAUUCAGUCUAAUUAACAUGCUAUGGCCACAAACUUAGCUGAAUUCCAAAAAUAAAAAUGGAAAAUGAGGCUAUUCAAUUGCAUCAUGAAGAACAAAAUAAAAUACAGUGAUUUCUAGUUAUUGAAGUCUUUGUCCUGCUCUGGGGUGACAUGGGAAAGAGGGAGAGAAAGAUACAAGACUGUGAAAUCAGUUAUCUAAAUGACUCCCAGCAAAUCAAGGUAAGGACUAGCCCCUGUUAAUGUCUGCCAUUUUAGGUAGUUAAUUUCAUUUUGACUUAAGUUUGCUUAAAUUGCACAGAUAUGUUUAGCUUGACAGGGAUAAUGAAGCAAAAAAAAAGGCACCUUGAUAAUGUCAACUGGUUCCUUGUAUGUCUUACUCUUCUCAGGCAAGCCAUCUGACUUAAGACCAAGUGGACCCUUUGGGUCUGGGAAGGUGGCUCAUAUUACUAUUCUUAUCUUUGUCUCUGGAAGUUCUAAUUCAUCCCUCUGAAUAAAGUGAUUUCUUUCAUUUUC